Messenger RNA from Octopus sinensis (East Asian common octopus), 5493 nucleotides. RefSeq names its product collagen alpha-3(VI) chain. The record is from RefSeq and is a predicted model, not a curated record. Lineage: Eukaryota; Metazoa; Mollusca; Cephalopoda; Octopoda; Octopodidae.
UCUUGAAUUUUAAAUAUCCCCACCCCUCUGAACACUAACUCCCAGCCUCCAAAACUUCUGGCAGCCUUACUUCACAUGAAUCACUAACGCCCUUUACUUACGAUACUGGUGCUAUUGGCAGCAGCGACAGCGGGGAAGGCGGUAACAGUAAAGUUAGAUCACCAACCACUUUGCUAGUAAAAGUGAAAUCUACCCCCACAUUUGCGUCGUCAUAGCAUAGUGACAGCACCGGACUGUACCAGCGACUGGCGCUUCUCACUGCAACACGGACUACUUUUUGUUCGCCAGUGCAGAGAGCCAUCAACCCGACUAAGGCGACAGAGCUUAAGAUUCAACACACAGGAUCAUUUAUUCAGUACUACAGCUUACGACAAUCGUCUGCGUAGGAAAGCCGGUCAGUUAAUCAUGGGCCGGUGGCUAGAAAUUUCCUGCUUUCUCCUCUUCCUAUUUUAUUUUAGUUCUCAAGACUCAGUUUAUGGUAACAAGAUUGAUAUGACUGGCAUACAAAAUGCUAAAAAUAGUAGAAAAUUGGAUCUUGUAUUCCUCAUUCAUACCUCCAAUCAAAUCACUGACAGGUCAUUUGAGCUAGUUAAAACAUUUUUGAAAAAUCUACUGCGGGAUUCUGAUAUUGAUUCAGGUGAUCUUCGUGUGGGAAUAGCAUUCUACGGCCGUAACCCAAAUAUACUUUUCAAUUUGCCACAAUACAACACCAAGGCUGACCUGAUUGGAGCUAUUGAUGCCAUCCCCUCAAGCUACCGAUCAGAUGAAGCUAAUCUAGCUCGAGGUCUGAAAGUAGCCAAACAAAUAAUGUUGUCUUCAAGUAACGAUCAAAGGCCUGAUGUACCAAAUGCAGUGGUUGUAAUUACAGAUGGCACAUCUACAGUUGAUACAAACGAGAUUCAUAGUGCUGCUGUGGAUUUGAAGAGUAUUGCUUAUAUCUUUGGUGUUGCCAUUGGAAUAGGCACAUUUGGUGAAAUGGCCAGAAUAGUCACAGAGCCAGCGAAUGUAAACUAUUUUGGAAUUGUGGCCAUUGAACGUUUACAUGAGGUGGAGCCGCAACUAACUGAGCAAAUUAUGGCAUUGCAAGGAGAUGCUGCACCACUUGAUGUUCCAACUGAUGCAAAAGCAGACAUAGUAUUUCUUGUACAUAUGUCAAAGAAGUCAACAAAAGCUGAUCAAAAUCUUCUCAAAAUGUUUAUGAAGAAAUUACUUUCAUCAGCUGAUAUAGACUCUGGAGCUGUAAGAGUAGCGAUUGUAACAUAUAAUGUAAAUUCAAAAGUGGUUAGCAAUUUUGAUACGUACACUAGUAAAACUGAUGUUUUUAACGCUAUUGAUAACAUGAAUAGGUUUAAAGGUCCUAAGGCUAAUGCUGCAGCUGGUUUGAAGAUGGUUCUCAAUAAAAUAUCUAUCAACAAAAGUGGUGACCGCUCUAACGUCAAAAAUACUCUUAUUAUCGUUACUGACCAACAAUCAGUUAAGGUCCAAAAUUCAAAGAAAAAUGCUGAUAAAUUAAGAGGAAAAGAUACUGAAAUAUUUACUGUUGGUGUAGGAUUUGAUUCUUCAGCCGAGCUAAAUGAAGUAGCAAAUCAUCCUGCAGGUGUACAUGCACAAUUUGUUGAGGAUUAUUCCAAAAUAAAUGAAGCAAAUGAUCUACUACUUCAAAGUAUUCCAAGUCUUAUGAAGAAAACAGUGUCAAGAUCAACAAAUCGCCCUGCUCCAGUUGACAAUACAAUAUAUCAGACUUCUGAUGAACUGGAUCUUGUGUUUGCCAUUCACAUAUCAGAGAACGUUAAUGAUGUAGAAAUGAGAGAACUUAUGAAUUUCCUUAUAAAUAUGUUUGGCCGAGCAAACAUUGCUGCCGGCAAGGUUAGGGUUGGGGUAAUUACCUAUGGUGAGACAGAAUCAGUUAUAUUUGAUUUGAAUGAAUAUAAUGAUGCAACUGCAAUGGGUCAAGCCAUUUCUAGUACACUGACUGGAUCAAAGUCUAAUAAAGUAAAUGUAGCAAAUUUAUUGGAAUCAGUACGUACCAAAAUGUUCCAAGAUGCAAAAGGGGACCGUAAAGGAGUACCAGAUGCUUUGAUAAUAUUAACUGAUAAAAUAUCCAAUAUGGAAGUUGGUGAAAUACAAUUUCAGGCAGCUGAAACGCAGAAAAAAGGCAUAAGAGUUUUUACAGUGGGAAUCAAUCUUUCUGACAAGGCUGAAUUGGAAACAGUUGCAAGCAGACCUACUGACCAAAAUGUGUUUACCGUUACAUCCUACAGUGAACUACCAAGAACUGAGCAAGAGAUAGUCAACCAACUUAAUGUCUUUCAACCUGUUGCAACUGUCACAGUUACAAACAGAGAAUGUCAAUCAUUAAAAGCUGAUAUUAUAUUUGUUGUUGGAACAUCUUUGAAAGCUACAGCAUUAGAUUUCCAGCACUUGAUGAAUUUUAUGAAAGAAAUUUUGAAAUAUUUUGAGAUUGAUUCAGGUAAUGUGAGGAUAGGAUUAUUGAUGUAUUCUUCAAAACAACUUGUACGGUUUGAUUUAAAAAGCUUUCAAACAAAAGCUGCCAUAUACAGAUCAAUUAGUAAUGUAACUUUUGUACGAAGUGAGCCUUUUGUGUCGAAAGCUUUCAACAUUAUAAAAAAAAAGAUGUUUUCACUUGAAAAUGGAGACCGUCCAGAUGUAGAUAACAUUGUAAUUUUUCUAACUGAUAAAAUUUUCAAAAGAGGUAUGAAAAAGAUUCUUCAAAAGAAUAGAGGUACAAAAGCUACCAGUUAUAAUUUAUAUGCUGCUGGGCUUGGAAUUAAUGGAUUAAAGCAGAUUGCAAUAAAUACCACUAUCUUCAAAACUAAAAGUACUCAACAUUUGGGACAAAAUCUACCAAAUAUUAUCGCGUCAAUAUGCCCAGCCACAACACCGAGUGUUGUUACGAGACCAACUGGUCAUUGCAAUGCUGCUGAAGUAGAUAUUGUGUUCAUUCUGGAUUCUUCAACUAGCGUUACUGAUGUGAACUUCAAGAAAAUAUUAGCUUUUAUGAAAGACUUUCUAUUGGAUGCUAGUAUUGACUCGGGUAAUGUUCGAGUGGGGGCAGUGAUUUAUAGCACUGAUGUAGAGGUGCAGUUUCAUUUGAAUCGCUACAGUUCCAAGCGUGAUAUCCUCGAUGCUGUUGACAACAUUGCCUAUGUGUAUGGAAGCACAAAUACAUAUGGAGGUCUGCACACAGCCAGAACACAGAUGUUCACUGCAGAAAAUGGUGACAGAGCCGGUGUUCCUAACAUCAUUUUCCUCAUAACUGAUGGCGUUUCCAACGUCAAUGCUUUGCAAACGAUACCAGAAGCGGAGGCUAUUCGUGCAGAAAACAUCCAUAUUUACGCUAUAGGUAUAGGCCUUGCAGAAACUACAGAACUCGACAAAAUUGCAUCAUCUCCAGCAAGCGCUAACAGUUUCACUGUGGAAGAUUUUAAUGAGCUUCAAGGCUUAAAACACACGAUAUUUGAAUCUUACUGUCCCGUAAAGUCCACAGAAACGAUUGUCGAUCGAAAGCCACCCGGUCGUUGCAAUACUGCUGAAUCAGACAUUGUGUUCGUUCUGGAUUCUUCAACUAGCGUUACUGAUGCAAACUUCAAGAAAAUAUUAGCUUUCAUGAAAGAUUUUCUGUCGGAUGCUAGUAUUGACUCGGGUAAUGUUCGAGUGGGGGCAGUGAUUUAUAGCACUGAUGUAGAGGUGCAGUUUCAUUUGAAUCGCUACAGUUCCAAGCGUGAUAUCCUCGAUGCUGUUGACAACAUUGCCUAUGUGUAUGGAAGCACAAAUACAUAUGGAGGUCUGCACACAGCCAGAACACAGAUGUUCACUGCAGAAAAUGGUGACAGAGCCGGUGUUCCUAACAUCAUUUUCCUCAUAACUGAUGGCGUUUCCAACGUCAAUGCUUUGCAAACGAUACCAGAAGCGGAGGCUAUUCGUGCAGAAAACAUCCAUAUUUACGCUAUAGGUAUAGGCCUUGCAGAAACUACAGAACUCGACAAAAUUGCAUCAUCUCCAGCAAGCGCUAACAGUUUCACUGUGGAAGAUUUUAAUGAGCUUCAAGGCUUAAAACACACGAUAUUUGAAUCUUACUGUCCCGUAAAGUCCACAGAAACGAUUGUCGAUCGAAAGCCACCCGGUCGUUGCAAUACUGCUGAAUCAGACAUUGUGUUCGUUCUGGAUUCUUCAACUAGCGUUACUGAUGCAAACUAGAAAAUAUUAGCUUUCAUGAAAGAUUUUCUGUCGGAUGCUAGUAUUGACUCGGGUAAUGUUCGAGUGGGGGCAGUGAUUUAUAGCACUGAUGUAGAGGUGCAGUUUCAUUUGAAUCGCUACAGUUCCAAGCGUGAUAUCCUCGAUGCUGUUGACAACAUUGCCUAUGUGUAUGGAAGCACAAAUACAUAUGGAGGUCUGCACACAGCCAGAACACAGAUGUUCACUGCAGAAAAUGGUGACAGAGCCGGUGUUCCUAACAUCAUUUUCCUCAUAACUGAUGGCGUUUCCAACGUCAAUGCUUUGCAAACGAUACCAGAAGCGGAGGCUAUUCGUGCAGAAAACAUCCAUAUUUACGCUAUAGGUAUAGGCCUUGCAGAAACUACAGAACUCGACAAAAUUGCAUCAUCUCCAGCAAGCGCUAACAGUUUCACUGUGGAAGAUUUUAAUGAGCUUCAAGGCUUAAAACACACGAUAUUUGAAUCUUACUGUCCCGUAAAGUCCACAGAAACGAUUGUCGAUCGAAAGCCACCCGGUCGUUGCAAUACUGCUGAAUCAGACAUUGUGUUCGUUCUGGAUUCUUCAACUAGCGUUACUGAUGCAAACUUCAAGAAAAUAUUAGCUUUCAUGAAAGAUUUUCUGUCGGAUGCUAGUAUUGACUCGGGUAAUGUUCGAGUGGGGGCAGUGAUUUAUAGCACUGAUGUAGAGGUGCAGUUUCAUUUGAAUCGCUACAGUUCCAAGCGUGAUAUCCUCGAUGCUGUUGACAACAUUGCCUAUGUGUAUGGAAGCACAAAUACAUAUGGAGGUCUGCACACAGCCAGAACACAGAUGUUCACUGCAGAAAAUGGUGACAGAGCCGGUGUUCCUAACAUCAUUUUCCUCAUAACUGAUGGCGUUUCCAACGUCAAUGCUUUGCAAACGAUACCAGAAGCGGAGGCUAUUCGUGCAGAAAACAUCCAUAUUUACGCUAUAGGUAUAGGCCUUGCAGAAACUACAGAACUCGACAAAAUUGCAUCAUCUCCAGCAAGCGCUAACAGUUUCACUGUGGAAGAUUUUAAUGAGCUUCAAGGCUUAAAACACACGAUAUUUGAAUCUUACUGUCCCGUAAAGUCCACAGAAACGAUUGUCGAUCGAAAGCCACCCGGUCGUUGCAAUACUGCUGAAUCAGACAUUGUGUUCGUUCUGGAUUCUUCAACUAGCGUUACUGAUGCAAACUUCAAGAAAAUAUUAGCUUUCAUGAAAGAUUUUCUGUCGGAUGCUAGUAUUGACUCGGGGUAA